Messenger RNA from Cyclopterus lumpus (lumpfish), 4619 nucleotides. RefSeq names its product serine/threonine-protein kinase Nek9 (gene nek9). The coding region runs from base 433 to 3315 and encodes 960 amino acids. Gene Ontology annotation, molecular function: protein kinase activity; ATP binding; protein kinase binding. Gene Ontology annotation, cellular component: centrosome. Gene Ontology annotation, biological process: protein phosphorylation. The record is from RefSeq and is a predicted model, not a curated record. The transcript has 23 exons. Lineage: Eukaryota; Metazoa; Chordata; Actinopteri; Perciformes; Cyclopteridae.
AUGUCUUCUCGUUAACUUAAGCGCUAGCCAAGUCAAGUCUAGCAGACUUUAGUGCCAUGACCGGAAAUACGCUCUGUUGGCCUUCACCGUAAAAUACAACGACAGCGCUCUCGGAGACAUGACUUUUAUUCUGAAACUUCAAAAAGUGGACUGAACGUCCUCGUUUGACUUUUGUUACGCUUGACGCUGUCGAACUAUUUACACGUAUUUUGCUAGGUUGUAUGUGUCUUUUUUCUUCUUCUUCUCACAUUUUGUGUGUGUGUGUUGUUUGGCUUUCAAGGCAUCUGGUAACUUAGUACGAACACUUUGAAAGGCCUCCUUACCAGUCUCUCCGGGAAACAUGGCAGACGUGUGUACGGGUUUGUAGGAGUCUUUCCGAAAGAGUUGUCGUUGGGCCUGUUCGGGUUAUUUACGUCACUGCCGCUGGCAAACAUGUCGCUGGGGGACUAUGAAAGACAUUUCGACUCGCUAAACUCAGAUUUGGACGGCGGGUCAGUGGUCAGUGAGCGAUCAGCGUCGGGCACGUAUAAUGGCGAAGAGGAGAAGUUGCAUUACAUUCCUAUCCGGAUCCUCGGAAGGGGGGCGUUUGGUGAAGCGACCCUGUACAGAAGAACAGAGGACAACUCUCUGGUGGUGUGGAAGGAGGUGGAGCUGAAUUCCCUCUCCGAAAAGGAGCGCAGAGAUGUUAUGAAUGAAAUAAGCAUCCUCUCCAUCCUGGAGCACAACAACAUCAUAGCCUACUUCAAUCACUUCAUGGAUAAAAACACCUUGCUCAUAGAGUUGGAGUAUUGUAAUGGAGGAAACCUGUAUGAUAAAAUCAACCACCAGAAUGGGACACUUUUCAGUGAAGAGGUGGUCAUUUGGUACCUGUACCAAAUAGCCUCAGCUGUGUCCCACAUUCACAAGGCUGGCAUCCUACACCGGGAUAUCAAAACUCUGAACAUUUUUCUGACAAAGACUGACCUCAUUAAGCUGGGUGACUAUGGCCUCGCCAAGAAGCUAGACUCUGAGUUUUCAAUGGCAGAGACUUGUGUGGGAACUCCAUAUUACAUGUCACCUGAAUUGUGCCAGGGAUCAAAGUACAACUUCAAAUCAGACAUCUGGGCCAUGGGUUGUGUCAUUUUUGAAGUCUUGGCUCUUACAAGGACAUUCGAUGCAACGAACCCUCUGAACCUCUGUGUGAAAAUAGUCCAGGGCAACUGGACCAUGGAAGUGAACUCCGAUGUGUAUUCAUCCGCAUUGAUCAAACUGGUGUAUGAGUGCCUCGAUCAAGACCCCGUAAAGAGGCCUACAUCUGAUCAGAUUCUGGACCAGCCACUCAUCUCCUGCUGUAGACAGGAGCUUGAAGAGCGAGUUGCCCUGCUGAAUUCAGCAAUGAAAAAGCCAAAGCUGAGUACAGUGACUGACACCCCUGUUGCUGUGGUGACCACACGCUCAAGGGAGGUGUACUUCUGGGGUGGAGGGAAGUUCACCCCCCAGAAAAUGGAUACGUUUAAAGGAGGCAGCAUUGCCCAACAUGUGUGCGCAGGAGAGAGUCACUUUGCAGUGGUGACAGUGGAAAAGGAGCUGUACACCUGGGCAAAUGUCCAAGGUGGAGCCAAGAUGGUGGGCCAGCUGGGUCAGGGAGACCAGUCCUCGUACCGGCAGCCGAGGAAGGUGGAGACACUACAAGGGAAGGCCAUCCGCCAGGUGGCAUGUGGGGCGGACUUCACUGCCUGUGUCACCGAUGAGGACCAGAUGUACAUGUUUGGGUCAGACUAUUAUGGCUGCAUUGGAGUGGAGAGAGAGCUCGGCAUGGAGAUUUUGAAACCAGUGCUUUUGGAGUUCUUUGAGGAGCGGCCUGUCCGUCAGGUUUCAUGUGGAGACAACCAUGUGGUGGUCCUGACUCACAGUGGGGACAUCUACUCCUGGGGCUGCGGAGAGUAUGGGCGUCUCGGCCUGGAAUGUGAAGAUGACUUUUCUUCUCCGAUGCAAGUGGAGAUCCCUAAAGGCGCCACCAUCUCCUCAGUGUCAUGUGCAGGCGAUGGGACCUUCUUUUUGACAGAGACUGGCAAAGUCCUAGCAUGUGGAAACAAUGAGCUCAACAAGCUUGGUCUAAACCAGGGAAUCUCUGGUCUAAAAAACCGCCCUGGAGAGGGUUAUCAGGGGAUCCCGUACAUCACUACACUGACUUUGGUGAAGCAGCUGGCGAGGUUCAAGAUUAAGGUCAUAGGCCCAGGGAAGACCCACACAGCUGUCAUUGAUGAGCGUGGUCGUCUGAUCACCUUUGGUUGCAACAAGUACGGACAGCUAGGUGUGAAGGACUUUAAGAAACACCAGGGUGUCCAACUCCUUGUCGGACCCUUUGGAGGGAAGAUAGUGACCAAAGUGUCUUGUGGGGACGGCUUCACCAUUGCAGCCACUGAGGACAAUCACAUAUUCGCAUGGGGAAACGCAGGAAACGGGCGACUUGGGAUGCCAGCUGAUAAGGGAUUUGGUUCAGAGGUGUGCCCUGCCAUGCCAAGGCCUAUCUUUGGUUCCCUCCACCAUGUACCAGACCUCUCUUGCUGUGGCUGGCACACCAUUAUCAUAAUGGAGAAAGUGCUCAACUCCAAGACGAUUCGCUCUAACAGCAGUGGACUAUCAGUUGGGAGUGGACUAGGCCAGGAGGCAUCUACAUCUACCGUGGAGCUGGACAGAGAACCUGGUUCAGAGACGGGGUGUCGUGACAGGGGUCUUGGUGGUACACUGGAGGAUAAUACGGAGGAGUGCAUGAAGGCUCCGAUGAUGUCACUGACCAGUCAGACUGGGGAAAGCUCCUGCCCUUUCUGGCUUAAAAAGGAGCUUGAGAAUGCAGAGUUCAUCCCGAUUCCAGAUGACAUAUCCAUACCUGACCAGCUUUCUUCUAUCUCUGAGAGCGUCACUCUGCCUUAUGAGGAUUUGAAAGCACUAACGGCUGCGGCAGAAGCAGUCGGCACUAAGAAAGACCUAUCGACUAAACGUAUGAGCUGUGAUAAAGUCAAUGGACUGGAGGAGGCUGACGUCUGCAAAAAAGGAGCAACAGGCGCAUGCUGCAAAGCAAGUUGCGAGGUCACACAGCUGCGAGAGACGGUCGCUAAUCAAGAUUUGAGGAUCCAGAUGCUCGAGAGGCAGGUUAACGAGCAGCAAAAGGAGAAUGAAAGGCUCUGGGCAGCAAUCAAUCGUUCAGCGCAAAGGGAAGCAGGAUGUGACAAUAACGGAAACCAUCCCUCUGAUGCCCGAAUGCCCGGGGACGGAGGAGAAAGAGGAGGCGCAUUCACAAACCAUGGGGGCCGAUCUACAGGGGCCAGUGUGUGAUUUCAACCUGCAGAUGUCUUGAUUGUGGGUGAAGUGUGAAUAGCACAUAUUGAGUCAAACAAGCUGGUUAGAUGGAGAUCGGAGGCUUGGUUGGACAUGCAGUAGAGGCUGCAGCCUCGUGCCCAUUCACAGAGGUUACAUGCCGUGCACGCUGAGUUGCAUUAUUACAAUCUGUUACAUGUGUAAUACUGUGUAAUACCUGGCACACUCUCAUAUGCACACCUGUGUUCACCUGUGUGCAGUAAUCUAGCUCGUUUUUCCACAGACUGAAAUGUUGGCUGGAUUCAACAUGAAGCACCUGACAUCUGUGAGAGACAAUCACCAUAGUGAUCAUAGUGUUAUUCUGUAAUGUGAAUGUAAAGUUUUGGUGGUAUUGUUAACUUCAAGGGAUGUCACCAGUGAGGCGUCGGUCCUUAGUGCCUCAUGUAUUAAUAUUUAUCAAAUAACACAUAAGAUCAUCUAAUGCAUCCAAAUAUAAAGGUUUCUUGUCAAUUGUUGAGAGAUGGGCUGCCGGGAUGUCGUCCAGAUUCAUCUUGACUCAUGUUUUCGCCAUCUUCCAAUUUGAAACCAUAACUUUUUAUUAUAUCACUUUAUUUUUUUAUUAUUUUGAUUUCAUUCGAUAUUCUUGAACAGUGAAAGUAAUACAGUUUUUCCACAUUUAUGAGAAAUGCUAUUCUAAACAUAUUCUAAUUAUCUCGUGCAAAUAUUUACUUUUUUACAUGUGCAUGUUUUAUUAUCAUAUGAAAGUAUUUGUGUGAAACACGAAACUACUGAUUUCAUUUUUUUAACAGUUAUUUACUUAGUUACUUUUUCUACUGCCUUCUUUAACUCUUGAAUUCAUAAUGGGGAAACACGUGAAGGUCUGUGUCUUCUUUGUAACAUGAACCAUUUUCUUUUAAUGUGAAUGCAUUUAUGAUGGAGCUUACCUUGCAGCUAUAAUGUUGUAUUCCUAUUGCAUUUUUAACUAUGUUAUCUGUCGUUGGUACGUUCUGAAAAAUUCUUUGAUGUUUUGCCGUAUUUUGCAUAAUUUGUGAAAACGAGUGUGAGUGUGUGAGGCUAUUAUUAUUUUAAUGCUGUUAAAUACAGUCAGAGUGCCUUAGCAAGCUAUUGAAACCAAAAUGUGUGCAAAUCUGAAAAUGCUGUGCCUUAGGUGUUGACAGCAUCUAAAAAAUAUGGUUUACUUUUUUGUCAGCAGUUAACCAAUCGGUGUGGCGAUGUAACAGUUGUAUAAACAUUUCUCUCUGUCGCGCUGUUGCUUUUUGCUUUGUUUAAAAGUCAUUAAUAAAACCGUUGUCUUUUGUUAA